This is a messenger RNA of Alligator sinensis (Chinese alligator), 5126 nucleotides long. It is a transcript of the gene CCDC167, whose product is annotated as coiled-coil domain containing 167. Lineage: Eukaryota; Metazoa; Chordata; Crocodylia; Alligatoridae. The record is from RefSeq and is a predicted model, not a curated record.
UAGUAUCAUUAGUUGUGUCAAGGCACAAAAUCGCAUAGGCAUUUUGCUAAGGCAGCUUUCAGGCCUACAAUACUAGGAUCUUCCUGGUGGACUGCCUGCCAUGCUCUUGCAUUGGCCUGCACCUAGUAACUUGCUUAGGCCUUUGGCUAGUAGGUGGCUGGUCGAUCUUUCCAGGUCUGCUGAACUUAUCGAUAGCAUAGGAAAUGUUUUGCUGACAUACAAAACUAUUGUAAGAGCACAACAAGUUGUGAAGCAGUCUACUCAGUCCAAGAAUUCAGCUUCUGAAUCUCAGUACAUCUAUUCUGUGCUGGGUUGAGAGUCCAACUGAAGCAAUGGACAUGGAAACUACUGACUUGGAAAUGGAGAGAACAGCUUCAGACCUGCCAGCAGGUGACAAGGGGCUGCCCCAAGGAGGCUUUUUUUUUUUUUUGCCCCUGACUCUUAUUUGGCUUUGAUCUCUUUUAUGAGGUUCAGGAGACGAAAACCUCAUUACCAAACACUGUUGGAUGUCGACGUGUGUGUGAUAUGGCUGUUUUCCAGCAUCUUAAUUGGGAAUUCAUGAAGGCAGAGGGCGGAUGCCAGUUCUUGAAAAGUGCUUUUAGCCUUUCUGCUGGGAAGAAGGCUUUUAUUAAUUCAUUACAAAAUGUAUUAAAAAGGAUCCAGCUCAACUCCGUAAGAAGGGCUGUCAUUCACCCUUUCUGCCUGCAUGUGAGAGGCUCUGGGCUUCCCGCCCAAGACUGCCUGAGCAAAUGAGAUUUGUAAUAAACAUACAAGUCAGUUUGGAUUAAAAUUCAUCCCCAGCCUCCAUAUUCUAGGAGGCCUCCAGAUCGCACAAAAGCAAAGCCAGGAUUCAGCAAAAAUGGCUCUGUGCCUGGCGGUGCAUCUUGUAGCAAGGGAUGCAUCUGGUAUCCGAACACUGACAUGUACAGACCUGCUGGGCUCCCACCGCCUCCUCCCCAAGCACAGCUGGCAGUCAGGUAGCAAGACAGCGACCUGAGGAGGGACAGCAGCAUCCGUGCCAAUGGCUCGCACAGUGCUGGAUGUUAAACUCCUGCUUCAAUUCUUGUUUUAAAGUGAGGUUGGCACUAACUGACAGUGUCUCCUUGAAUGAAAUCCUCUAACUGCCUGCUAAGACGAGCAGUGCUAAGACUACUGUAGAGGGAAAGCUUUCCAUGUUCUACACCUCAUCCCUUUUCUGGAGGGAGAUGCUCCACCUCCUUGCCCCAAUCCCUGCCCUAGACACCAAGGGUGAAGGAGGAAAUUGUCUCUACAACCCCUUCGCUAGGCCGCCUGCCAUUCAGGGCCUGGCCAUUUUGAGCUGUGAUGGGGGGUCUCGGUGGUUCUUCACAAGGAGCCUGAGCUGCUACCCUCCUGUUUCGCACAGGCCUCUGAUAGAUCAGGGCUGCACCUCGCCAGCCUUCCCAUGCUUCGGUUAACAAGAACAAAUGCUUUCCACCCACAGUUAGUUCAAAUGCACGUGUGCUCCUAGGAGAGCUACCCCUGGGAUUUUGCAGAAGCUUUACAGGUUCUCUCGUUCUGUGGUUUCAGCUUCUAUGGCACCCCUGGGAGAUUCCCCAGCAAGAAGCCAUCCUCCAUCAGGUUGCUCUGAUUCUUCCCCUGCUGUUCUGUUUUCCUUUAAUUCUGUAUCUAGGGAAGGGGCUGGUUGGACAGUUUAGCCAGUGAGAAAUACACACGCAGUCACGAUAUGUCUGAACUGCUGCUCUGGCACUCUGAGGGCAGCACCACUCUGAAGUCUGCCUACCUGCUACGAUACCGAUCCAGAAAUGCUUUUGUGGGCAGGCCGUCAAGCAUGCAAGAAGCAAAGAUCUCAAAGGCAUUGGCAGCAGGGCACCCCCAAAGCAGCUUUGCUGCCUCAUUCCAGGUGUGGCACAUGCAAGCAGCAGCAGGUGAGUAGGAUGUGCUAAAAAGCAGCACUCCCCAGGAGCACCAGGGAAGCAAAGUAGACCAUACCCACAGGGCCUUGGCUCCCAGAUCUGAACUCUCCAGCAAAGGCAGUGGUCCUGCUGUAUCAGGAUAGUGCCAGUGGAGCCUUCUCUGAACUAUACUCUGCCCUUCCCCAGAGCCUUUCAUCUGAGGAUCUCAAGCACUUCAUCAACCAUUAGUCCCGGUGAAGUUGGUAGUGUUCCCCCAGUUGACAGGUGGGGAAACCGAGGCACGUAUGCCAGCUGCCACUGUGGUGAGGUAGUAAGUCAUUAGUAGUGACAGGACAGAACCCAGAAAUACUGAGUCCAGUCCCCUCUUAACACAGCCCACGAUUUGGGGAAAAGGAGGAUUUCAAAGGAAGAGAUUUGGGUCUUACCGUAAUGAUCUCCUUUCCCUGUGUGUCUGCUACAGAUUUUUUCCCCCUUCCUUUGCCUCAAGAUCAGCAGAGCCAUUUGUGUGGCUCUGAACAGUGAAUUUCUGCCCCUUCUUGAGCAGUAGGAGCGUACCUUUGUUUUAGACCACUGGCACUCAACUUAUCUGACCCCAUGGGCAGGAUGAGUGGGGCUGGGUCAGUCUGCAAGCCAGAUCCCAUGCAGAGGGUCAGUCUGAAGGCCUGAUUUAAGCCAGGGGCAGCACACAGUCAGUCCAUGCGUAUGACUUUGCACGCUGGCCCAGCCCCACAUGCAAGAUCCUGCUGUGGACUGACACCACAUAGCCGGUGCCGUCUGGCAUGCACAGCCAUGUCAUCUGGCCCACUGGGCUCCUUGUAGCUCUGGAAGUUUGGCAGUGGGGGAGCAGUGGGAACAUUAAUUGCUGCAGGUCUGGGAGGGGCACCUGUAGUGCACGGGUUGAGUACCACUAUUUUAGACUAAGUGAAAUUAAAACAGAUGGAAUUACUACCCAGCUCUGCAGUUUCUUUGGAGAUGCCUGCCAGGAGUUUAACCCAUAUUAGCUCAGCAGCCACAUGUCUGCUGCUCACUUGGAACCUAUAGUCCUGUAAAAGACAGAAGUGUAUGCCCUGCUGCAGUGAGAGCCACCUCUGCUCCAUCAUCUCCCUCCCGUUGCUCUCUGCUGAGCCACUUGCCUGAAUCCCCUCUUGCCCCUAUUGCUAUAUGCAUAGUCAGCUCAGCUGCCCUUCCCUUGACAGCCCCUGCCAUAGCCUAUGUGUGCUUUCCCAGAGUAGAGUGUGUGAGAGUUGUUAAUUAGCCCAGGAUUGAGCUGUAACUGGCUAAUCAGGGAUCAGAGUUAUUGAUUUUCCUGUGUAAUUAUUGGUGGCAGUGUUCUUCCUUUGCACUUCCAGUGUGGCUGGGCACCAGUCCUUUUGGCCUCUACAAUCCAAGGCAGCUGCAUUUAAUUCCACCAGGUUAUUUGAUGCAACCUCCCAGGUUCUGAAGCAUCUCACCAGGCCAACAGGGCAGGCCUAGUCCUUCUAGCAGCUUGCUGGGCCUCAGCCCUGCUUCUACAGCCUGUGGACUGCAUGGGGCUGUGGCUGCAGCAGAGCUAGCGAUGAUUUUCAAACUUAUUAACAACAGGUUCUUUGUUCCCUGAUGUUUCCCCAAUUGGAUUGCAAACCUAUAAGGCAGAGCUUUCCCUCAGGAUGCAUAAAAUCUUGGCCACCGGGCUUGGAAGAGGCAGGAUUCCCUGCAGAAUUGUUCUGCUUUGGCAUGCUUCCUUCCCAACUGAGUCCUCCCCAAGCUCAAACAUAUCAAUCACUCAUGGGUGCUUAUCCAGCCAGGUUUUGCUUUAUUAGGUUUUUUUCCUUCCCACCCUAUAAUGAAUGCAGCUUCUUGGAACAUAAAUGAGCUCUCCAAAUAGCCAGUUAUUUUAGUUAGCUGCAAUAGCUUCCUGCUGCGCCGGGACUGGCGCCAAGUGUUCAGGGCAAGAUGCAGAUAGUGCUCAGCAGGACAGAGGCAGUGCUGAUUACUGUCCUGGCUGUACUCUACCAAACACCAGUAGAGUGUGUGCUGAGCCUGCUUUCUGUGUGCAGAGCUCAGCAUCCUUUUGAUUUAACCUGUGGGUGGGAGCUGCACCUUUGACCUCCUGGAGUCCCUUUCAACCCUGUUUUCCUAUGAUUAACAAGAAGUAUUGUCCAUCUGCUUUCCAGGGACUGCCAGCACCAGCUGAGGACAUUUGGAGUCAUUGGUCUGGGGUUUUGGCACAAAGACUGUCUGGGAUUGAGGUUUCACUGACUUGUGAGGGUGACUGAUACCCAUUUGCUGUGGUUUGUCCCAUGUCCCUCAUGCAUUCUGCUUGGGCUAGGGGCUAUGAAAAAAAAAAAGCAGUAAGAACAGCAGGCAACCCUGUGGCUUGUUUGAUUUGGGAGAUUGAUGGCUUGGAGAAGAAGCUGGCCUUGUGCAGACAGAACAUGGAGGAGGUGGACUUUAAACUGCACAGAGAGGAGCUGAGUCCUGAAAAAAGGAAGUCACUGGAGAGGGAGAAAACUUUGCUAAUGACCAAAGCUGAAAGCUAUGAGAAAGAACUGAGAAUUCUGCGUAAGGAAAACCGCAAGAAUGCGGCCCUUGCCAUGGCCCUGAUGCUGCUCAUCACUGUUAUUUAUGUCUGCUGGACCAUGUGAUUGUGUUGAAGAACUUGCAGCACUGGCUGCUGCAAAUAUCUCUCCCUCCUCUCACCAAAGUGCCUUCCUGCGAGUGUAAUCAGGUGUUCCAACUGCUGCUCCUCUAUUGUUAUCUGCAGGCUCCCUGGCCUGGGCAUUCUUGUGCUCAACAGCAGAGGGUCUUGGAGGAGAGGAGACGCGGACACCACUAGCCAAAACGCAGAUGAAGCCAUCUCAUCCAGUAUAAAGUGACCAGUCCUAUUGGGGAAGCCACAGUCUUUUAGCAGAGCAAAUGCACAUCCAUUUAAGGGGGAGGAAAGGCCUAUUUUCUCCUUUCAGGGCAGGGCCCUCCCUCCCUGCACCUUGGCUGCUUUUUGAAAAGUCCUAGAGCCUGAAAUCCUCUCUGCUCAGCCUGCCAAGAACUGGGGUGAGCUUCCCUACUACUGUACCUCUGCCACAAGGGGCCAAUCACUGAAGCUCAGACAUUAGUCCCUUUGCCAAGGUUGCUAGAAGCCCCGAGCAUGGGUAGUAAUUUUAAAACAUGUUCCUACCAACACUAAUGGGGCCAGGAGUCAGUCUGACAAAGGCAGGUCUAUGGACUGGGCUGACUCCCUGCAGCUCAAAUAAA